CGCGGGUAUACUCUGCUAAGAUAGAAGCCGGUUUCAUCAUGUGGAAGCAUCGAGCUAUCGGCCUUCUGGCCUUACUAGCAAUCUUAGUUUCUGUUCAUGCUGAAGGACAGAUUCUGUCAAAAGAAUCAUAUUUUCCUUACGUGAAGAAGGUAAUUUAUCUUCGUGAGAAGAGAGGUGCAGGAUACGGUGGAGGUUCUGGUGCACUCAGUUCAGCCAGCAGUUCUGCUAAUGCAAAUGCAUUUGGAGGUGGUUUUGCAAGCUCAAGUGCACAAGCCAGUGCAAGUGCAARUGCAGGUGGAAAAUCAUCAGCAUUGUCUAAUGCCAAUGCCAAUGCUGGAGGAGGUGGAUAUGGCGGUGGAUUGGGAGGUGGCGGUGGUCACGGUGGUGGAUUAGGAGGCGGUGGUGGAUUGGGAGGUGGCGGUGGUCACGGUGGUGGAUUAGGAGGCGGCGGUGGAUUAGGAGGCGGUGGUGGAUUAGGAGGCGGCGGUGGUCACGGAGGAGGAUUAGGUGGUGGUGGUUGUGGUAGUGCUGGUUGCGGAGGUGGAUACGGAGGUGGCGGUAGCGGAGGAGGUGGAUACGGUGGUGGCGGUAGCGGAGGAGGUGGAUACGGAGGUGGCGGUAGCGGAGGAGGUGGAUACGGUGGUGGCAACGGAGGUGGUGGAUAUGGAGGAGGACCAAGCGGUGGUGGUUGUGGGCCUGGUGGUUGCGGCGGAGGUCACGGAGGUGGUUAUGGAGGAGCCAGUGCUGGAGCUGGUAGCGGUGGAUAUGGAGGAGGUGGAAGCGGAGGCGGUGGAUAUGGAGGAGGUAGUAGCGGAGGUGGUGGAUAUGGAGGUGGUCCUAUAAAAGGCACACCGAUUGGUGGAGGUUACGGUGGUGGUCACGGUGGUGGUGGAGGCUUAGGUGGUGGUAGCGGUUCUGGUGGUGGUUAUGGUGGAAGUGGUGGAUACGGAGGUGGAAGUGGUGGAUACGGGGGUGGAAGUGGUGGCUCCGGUGGAUACGGUGGUGGAUCUGCAGGUGCUGGAGGAUACGGAGGAGGUAACGGUGGAGGCCUUGGYGGAGGUCAUGGCGGAGGUGGAGGUGGAGGUCUCGGUGGAGGCCUAGGUGGAGGUCACGGCGGAGGUGGAGGCCUUGGUGGAGGUCACGGUGGAGGUCUAGGUGGUGGCCUCGGUGGAGGCCUCGGUGGAGGUCACGGAGGAAGUGGCGGAGGUGGAUACGGAAGUGGUGGUGCUAGUGCAAAUGCACAAGCUAGUGCCAACGCAGGAAGCUCCGGUGGGGGCGGUGGAGGAGGUUGUGGUGGAGGCUGCGGUGAUGAUGAUGGCUAUGGCGGUCAUGGUGGUCAUGGCGUAGAUAUAUUCUCUCGUUUGGGUGACAUAAAUGAAGGAGCAAGUAAAAGUGGUACCGUAGGUGGUGCAAAAGGAGUUUACAGUAGUAGUGCUGCAAACAUUGAUUCAUCCGGUAAAGGAAGCUACAAAGUAUCUGCUGGAAAAAUUCCAUAAACUACUCAAGUGAAAAUUCAUAAAUUUAUUGGAUAACUUCAAAAAUUAAAGUCAUUAUGUGUUUGUAUUAGGUUGAUAAGUAUGAAAUGUCAGAUUUUUAAGUAAAUAUAUAAAACUACAUAUCUUUUUACACACAAAA
This is a messenger RNA of Polistes dominula (European paper wasp), 1635 nucleotides long. RefSeq lists its product as uncharacterized. Lineage: Eukaryota; Metazoa; Arthropoda; Insecta; Hymenoptera; Vespidae. The record is from RefSeq and is a predicted model, not a curated record.